UAAACUCUCUCCACUCACAGUCACAGUCGCAACCCCCGCUGAAAAUGUCCUCGGAUUUCGAGGUGUACGAGCAGGAUUUCGGGACCUUGACGGCCGACAUCACCAAUAAAGUGGGGAGGAUACCGAAGUUAUCUGGAGAUGACAAGAAAGGUAUGGUUACAAAUGUGGAAAAGCAAAUGGAAGAAGCUCGGGAACUGCUCGAACAAAUGGAUCUUGAGGUGCGUGAGAUACCAUUGCAGAGCCGUGGCCUGUUGAGCACUCGAAUGAAGAGUUACAAGCAAGAACUGGCAAAGCUUGAUAAGGACUUUAAAAGGUCACGGAUCGCCUACAGUGAUGAGGUAAACCUGCGAAAUGAGCUCCUAGGGGAUGAUGGGAAUACCACCGAGAACCAGUUGAUAAAAUUGCGUGAAGAGAAAGCAUGCCUGUUGGAUAAUACAGAGCGGUUGGAAAGGUCAACACGGAGACUGGAGGCUGGAUAUCAACUGACCGUUGAAACUGAACAAAUUGGACAGGAGAUUCUGGAGAACCUCCAUCAUGACAAAGAAAAGAUUCAACGAGCUCGGGAAAGACUGCGUGAAACUGAUACAAACCUUGGUAAGAGCUCCAGGAUCUUGACAGGAAUGUUGCGAAGGUAAGGUCAAGGAUCAUCCAGAAUCGGAUCGUCGUGUUUAUCCUGGGCGCCAUCAUUCUCCUCUCCAUUGUGCUGGCCAUUUAUUUUGCUGUCAGAGGCCACUGAUACGUCUCUAUUCUUCUGUGAUUAAUAACGACAAACUGCUUGUUCAGUGUAAUUAGGACAAAUUGGUCACAUGAAUCAUCUUCUUGCACUGACAGAUUCUUCUCCACUGACUCAAACAGUGUAAAAAAAAUUUUUUUUUUGUGUCAUUGUUUGCUUGUGUCUUCUUGUUCUUGAGAAAGUGACUUGGAUUUUUAGUGAAACUGGGAUCGUGUGGACUUCUUGAUUGUUCAGCGCUGGAAGAAGGGGGGGGGGGGGAGUGGAAUCAUUUUAAGUCUUGUGAUGGGGUUGUAUGUUGGUGCACUACAGGCCUUUGUAUAUGUGUGUAAGAUCUGCCAACAGCUUGCAGGUUAUAUCUACAGAGGAUAAAUGAUGGGGAACUGUGGUUAGCUGUGAAAAAAAAAUACACAGUGACGCACUGACAUGCACAGCUUCCAGGUCCAAAGGACAAGUGGAUUGCCUAUUUCCUGUCUUCACAUUGGUUUAGGUUUUAGAUACACACCUAAUUAAUUAUUGUGACACUCCCUCUUUCACAAAUGCAUCAUGUAACAUUAUGGAAAUUACACUCAAGUGCAAAAUAAAUAACUGGAAAUAAAUGGCUAACCUAUGGGCUUUACUUGCAAUACUGAUAAUGUGAAAAAUAAUUAAAAGAUGCAAAGCAAGAAUUUAACUAAAUUUGAUCUUGAAGGCUCCUGCUACAGUUUUAAACGCCGCAUGUAAUGUCAGAGAACGGAGAGCAUGCCUGACGUCAGUCCAUAGCAAUAUGAUGAGGAGUAUUUGAUAUUCUGUUUAAGGCAGGCUGAAUUGUCUUAUUUUGGAACUGACUUGGUGGGGGGCUUUCUUUGCUUUUGCUUCAGAACUGAGAGCUUCAAAGACAGAAAUUAACAGUGAACAAAAUUGUGCAGAUCUGACCGUCCCCAUGUGGGUAGAACCCAUUGAGGUUAUCAUUAUCUUAAAUUCUACCAAUUCCGCAAACCUCAUCAGAUAAUGACCUCUAUAGUUUUUCAUUACCAUGGCAGCACAGAUUGUCUAGCCCACUGUAAAAAAAAAUUGCUCUCUUCACUAUACAUUUUUUUCUCUUUUUUUUAAACCUGUCAGAUCAUUUCAGUAUUUCAAACCUGAAGAAAACAGCCUGCCUGGAAAUGUAUUUGAAGUUGUAAUAGUGUCAAAAAGUCACAGUUGACUGACAGAUGUCAGUCCCAGUGGACCUCAUUAAAUCAUAAAAACUUGACAAGGAAAUAAUUGUGCAUCACCAACAACCUGGCUACUGUUUAAACAUUUUAUUUUGUUUCAUUAUUAGGAUCAACUAUUUUGUUCAUUAAGAAAUUGCAUUAAACAACAGUUUUGUGGCUAAUGA
Leucoraja erinaceus (little skate) is the source of this 2090-nucleotide messenger RNA. RefSeq names its product vesicle transport through interaction with t-SNAREs 1A (gene vti1a). Gene Ontology annotation, cellular component: SNARE complex; endoplasmic reticulum membrane; ER to Golgi transport vesicle membrane. Bases 45 to 635 code for a protein of 196 amino acids. The record is from RefSeq and is a predicted model, not a curated record. Lineage: Eukaryota; Metazoa; Chordata; Chondrichthyes; Rajiformes; Rajidae. The transcript is spliced from 9 exons. Gene Ontology annotation, molecular function: SNAP receptor activity; SNARE binding. Gene Ontology annotation, biological process: vesicle fusion with Golgi apparatus; macroautophagy; intra-Golgi vesicle-mediated transport.